AUGAGGAAGAGGCUGCGCCUCCGCCGGGACGCGUCCAUGACGCUGCUCCUCGGUGCCAGCCUGGGCCUCCUACUCUACACGCAGCGUGACGGGGCAGCCCCGACGACCAGCUUGUCGCCAGCGCCAGGACUGGCGACCCAGAGGCCCACCCCCGGGCCUCGCAAGUUCCAGGCUCCCGACGUAGCCCCGCCGGCCUACGAAGGGGACACGCCAGUGCCACCCACGCCCCCGGGCCCUUUUGACUUCGGCCGCUACCUGCGCGCCAAGGACCAGCGGCGCUUCGCGCUGCUCAUCAACCAGCCGCACAAGUGCCGCGGCCCCCAGCCGGAUCUGCUCAUCGCCGUCAAGUCGGUGGCUGCAGACUUCGAGCGGCGCCAGGCCGUGCGCCAGACAUGGGGUGCCGAGGGCCGCGUGCAGGGGGCGCUCGUGCGCCGCGUGUUCUUGCUGGGUGUGCCCCGGGCCGCAGGCACCGACCGCGGGGACUCCGAAGGGCCGAGCACGCCGACUCACUGGCGCGCGCUGCUGAGGGCCGAGAGUCUGGUAUAUGGUGACAUCUUGCUCUGGGCUUUUGACGACACCUUUUUCAACCUGACGCUCAAGGAGAUCCAUUUUCUGAACUGGGCCUCAGCCUUCUGCCCUGAGGCGCGCUUCAUUUUUAAGGGCGACGCUGAUGUGUUUGUGCACUUGGGGAACCUGCUGGAGUUCCUGGCGCCUCGGGAUCCCACCCAGGACUUGCUUGCGGGCGACGUGAUUGUGCAGGCGCGGCCAAUCCGUGCGAGGGCGAGCAAGUACUACAUCCCCGAGGCUGUGUACGGCCUGCCUGCCUAUCCGGCCUACGCGGGCGGAGGGGGCUUCGUGCUCUCCAGGGCCACGCUGCGCCGCCUGGCCGCUGCCUGCGCGCAGGUUGAGCUCUUUCCCAUCGAUGAUGUCUUUCUAGGCAUGUGUCUGCAGCGCCUGCGGCUCACGCCUGAGCCUCACUCCGCUUUCCGUACCUUUGGCAUCUCCCAGCCUUCAGCCGCGCCUCAUCUGCGCACCUUUGACCCCUGCUUCUACCGCGAACUGGUGCUAGUGCACGGGCUCUCCGCCUCUGAUAUUUGGCUCAUGUGGCACCUGCUGCACCGACCACACGGGCCUGUCUGUGCGCAUCCGCAGCCGGUGGCUGCUGUCCCCUUUCAAUGGAGCUCUUAGCCCCAACCUUCUCCUCACUCUGCCUGAAGAUGGAGCCAGAGGGCAGCUUAAAGAGGCUUCCAAUACUGUACCGAUUAUGGGUGUGUGUGUGGCCUUCCCCCAGCCCAUCGUGUGUCUGCUUCUGAAGGAUCCCAGAGAAUGGAGAUGGAGCUUGGCUCCUGCGGGCUCACACUACCAACAGCGGAUCUGGACCCACUGAGAGGGCCC
Dipodomys ordii (Ord's kangaroo rat) is the source of this 1395-nucleotide messenger RNA. It is a transcript of the gene B3gnt9, whose product is annotated as UDP-GlcNAc:betaGal beta-1,3-N-acetylglucosaminyltransferase 9. NCBI's taxonomy places the organism in Eukaryota, Metazoa, Chordata, Mammalia, Rodentia, Heteromyidae. The record is from RefSeq and is a predicted model, not a curated record. The transcript has a single exon. Gene Ontology annotation, cellular component: membrane. Gene Ontology annotation, molecular function: hexosyltransferase activity. Bases 1 to 1188 code for a protein of 395 amino acids.